Nelumbo nucifera (sacred lotus) is the source of this 1504-nucleotide messenger RNA. Its product is annotated as alpha/beta-Hydrolases superfamily protein. The record is from RefSeq and is a predicted model, not a curated record. Gene Ontology annotation, biological process: lipid metabolic process. Lineage: Eukaryota; Viridiplantae; Streptophyta; Magnoliopsida; Proteales; Nelumbonaceae.
UUUCUCUCUCUCUCUCUCUCUCUCUCUCUCUGUCUCUCUGUAUCUCUGUCUGUCCAACAAAAACGAAGAUGAAGGGAUUGAAGAUCUUGUUGGUGUUGAUUGACAUGGCGUUAACUCUAUGCGCUUGUCAUUCUAGCGCUGCUCUUCAUCCUUUGAUUCUGGUGCCUGGAAAUGGCGGAAACCAGCUUGAGGCCCGCUUAACAGGCGCCUUCAAGUCAUCGAGCCUGCUGUGCUACCAGCCGUUUCUUCAUCACAAGGAAGAAGACAAGAGUGAUUGGUUCAGGCUGUGGUUCGAUCCCAAAAUUCUGCUAUCUCCUUUCACUAGGUGCUUUGCUCAGCAGAUGACCCUUUACUACGACCCAGACAAGGAUGACUACCAUAAUGGUCCAGGUGUUGAGACCAGGGUUCCUUUCUUUGGAUCUACUCAAAGCCUUGCCUACCUUGAUCCCAACCUUAAGCACAUAACCUCAUAUAUGGCAAACCUUGUGAAAUCACUGGAACAAAUUGGCUACAUAGAUGGUGUAAACCUAUUUGGAGCGCCAUAUGACUUCCGCUACGGUCUAGCCGCAGAAGGUCACCCAUCUUUCGUGGGCUCUCGCUUCCUCCAUGAUCUAAAGGAACUGAUCGAGAAUGCAAGCGCGACUAAUGGAGGAAAGCCUGUGAUAAUCAUGUCUCACAGCUUAGGAGGCCUCUUCGUGCUCAACCUCCUCAACAGAAAUCCACUCUCUUGGCGCCGGCGAUACGUAAAGCACUUUGUUGCACUGUCAGCGCCAUGGGGCGGAACCGUUGAGGAAAUACUCACCUUUGCUUCAGGCUACACCCUUCGCGUGCCCUUCAUAGACCCUUUGCUGGUAAGAGAGGAACAGAGGACCUCAGAGAGCAACCUGUGGCUCUUGCCUUCUCCUAAAAUAUUUGGCCAGAUGAAGCUUCUGGUAAUUACCCAGAAUGCAACUUACUCAGCAUCUGAUAUACCACGAUUCCUGGAGGAUAUAGGUUUCCCCCAAGGAGUUCAACCUUACAAAUCGCGCAUUCUGCCACUAAUCGAACACGAACAGUUGAUAGCGCCAGAGGUGGCGGUUACUUGCAUAAUUGGGUAUGGCGUCGAGACUCCCGAGACCUUGUUUUAUGGAAGUGAGGGGUUCGAUAAGCAGCCUGAAGUUGUUUAUGGGGAUGGGGAUGGGACUGUGAACAUGGUAAGCUUGUUAGCUGUUGAAGCCAAGUGGGCCGACACGGCAGAGCAGCCUCUUAAGGUGAUCAGAAUCCCUGGUGUUUCUCAUACGGGCAUCCUCAAUGAUAUUGUUGCACUUGAGAAGAUCAUUACUGAAAUUUCUGAUAUAAACUCAGUUGUUACUGGCUCUGUUGCAUAGAAGUUAUACUUAUACCUAUAAAUUUCUUCCUCUUUUUUUUUUUCUUCUUUAAUUCAAAUAUUGAUUUGUCCCUUACAACUGAGAUAUAUGAUUGUUCAAAAUUGGACCUUGAGAAAUGAGGAUGGUUUGUUUCUUAA